GGUAUCAUUACUACCUACCCCUACUUCUUUGAUAACCUGCACAACUACAUCUAUGUCCAGGAGGUGGCAACAGCAGGGACCCUUGAAUCCAUUAUUGUUGAGAAGGUAAGAAAAAGAAGCUAAACAAUUGCUUUGGAAUAAUCUCAGUGGUAUUUUUCAGCAGAUUAGUAACAAUGCAUGGUCUUGUUAGAGUUUCUAUGCUAAUUUAGGCAUGGGCAACUUAAUAUCCUAUGUACUAUAACAAAAUCUGGCAGAGGAGAUUUGCUGGAAUUUUAUAAUCACCAAGAACAGGAAGGCCACUGGUUACCAACACCUGUUCUAGCUGCAUCUUAGUUUGGUUAAAUAAUUAUCAAUGUUCAGGUUGAUUUCAUUUAAUAACACAGCCAUCUCCAUAAAAAAUGCUAAUUACUUUGUCAACUCUUGCCGAAUAUUGAGAAAUCCUUGAACUGGAUGUAUGACAUACAUUGAUAAUUAAACAAGUAUGUAAAUCAUUGCUUACAACAUAAUAACCAAUAUUUGAGGAAUACUUUUGCUAGAGGAGAGUUAUCAGCUGAUUUAUUAAAAGGUUUUUGAAAGUGAUAUUGGUAAAUGUGUUUAUUUUUCUCUACUUGAUAUUUUACUUAAAUAAUUGUUUUUCUAAUCUUCUAGGUUGGGUUACCAGGAUACAUUGUGAAGCGUUGUGCUGCUCAGAUUUCCGAAGCAUUAUUUUUCAUUCAUAAUCAAGGGUUGGUGCAUAGAGACCUGAAACCAGACAACAUCUUGCUUAUGGAUAAAGAAUGCCACAACAUCAAGAUCGGAGAUUUUGGUCUAACAGAACGUUUUGGUAGAUUCAUCCCAUCGAUGUCUCAUAUAAUACCAUACAUGGCACCUGAGCUUUCUAUUCUGGAACCUAACCAGUAUCUACACUUGGGUCCAAGUAUUGAUGUCUGGGCAUUUGGAGUCACCCUGUAUGUAGCUCUCACUGGCUGCUUUCCAUGGCUGGAAGCUGUAAACAGAGACCAUCAUUUCCAGAUAUUUGCAAGCUGGAAAACAUACGGCGAGUUAGACUCUCCCCCUGUUUCCUGGCAGAGUUUCACCAGGGAAGCAUUGGUUAUGUUUUCCAGUUUACUUUCACUGGAUCCUUCCUUUAGAAUGUCUGGUGGUAUUGUUUACAAUUACCUGCAUGUACCAUGGAAAUACAAAGAGCUGAACAUUAAUAG
Molecule: messenger RNA, 1199 nt
Organism: Pelobates cultripes (western spadefoot toad)
Lineage: Eukaryota; Metazoa; Chordata; Amphibia; Anura; Pelobatidae
Source: the annotation of a GenBank genome assembly